UAUUCACAGUUUGUCAGAAAAGGAGGGUAGUUUAGUAAAUUCAGAAAUUACCCCAGCGUUAAAACCCGAAAAAGAAGUCGUCGGAUUCCUUUAAAGGAGAUCAGUUUAGGGCUCGAAAUUUGCUCGCGAGAAAAUUGCAGCGAUGGUGUGCGAGAAGUGCGAAAAGAAGCUAUCGAAAGUAAUUGUUCCCGAUAAGUGGAAGGAAGGAGCCAGCAACACUACAGAAGCCGGUGGCCGUAAAAUCAACGAGAACAAACUUCUCUCUAAGAAAAAGAGAUGGACACCUUAUGGAAAUACCAAGUGCAUCAUUUGCAAGCAGCAAGUGCACCAAGAUGCCAAGUACUGUCAUACUUGUGCUUACAGCAAAGGGGUAUGUGCAAUGUGCGGUAAACAGGUACUUGACACCAAGGUUUACAAACAAAGUAAUGUGUAGCAUAUAACGAUGCUGGCUGGCGCAGACUCCGUGAUUUGAUUCUAUAAACUCAUCAAUCGUUGCUGUGGCUAUGAUAUGAUGUAAAAAUUCAUCAACAAAUGAUGUCAUAUAAGAAAUUGCACUUGUAAUAUUCUGUUUUAUCAGUUAGUCUUGCCGAGUUGCGCUUUCCAAUUCUAAAUUCUGUACUAAUUGUUGCUUGAAUUGGUUAUCUAUUUCAGAUAAUGGUUUCUUUUGUCAAA
This is a messenger RNA of Mangifera indica (mango), 672 nucleotides long. RefSeq names its product cysteine-rich PDZ-binding protein. Gene Ontology annotation, biological process: cytoplasmic microtubule organization. The transcript has 4 exons. Lineage: Eukaryota; Viridiplantae; Streptophyta; Magnoliopsida; Sapindales; Anacardiaceae. Bases 143 to 433 code for a protein of 96 amino acids. Gene Ontology annotation, molecular function: microtubule binding. The record is from RefSeq and is a predicted model, not a curated record.